Trichoderma citrinoviride is the source of this 795-nucleotide messenger RNA. Its product is annotated as putative ras small monomeric GTPase. The record is from RefSeq and is a predicted model, not a curated record. Gene Ontology annotation, molecular function: GTP binding; GDP binding; GTPase activity. The transcript has a single exon. Gene Ontology annotation, cellular component: plasma membrane. Gene Ontology annotation, biological process: signal transduction. NCBI's taxonomy places the organism in Eukaryota, Fungi, Ascomycota, Sordariomycetes, Hypocreales, Hypocreaceae. Bases 1 to 795 code for a protein of 264 amino acids.
AUGGCAUCAUCACAGACGCAGGCCCCCGUGCCCAUCUCCAUCACCAUCUGCGGCGACGGCGGCUGCGGCAAGUCGUCCAUCACGCUGCGCCUCGUGCGCUCCGCCUGGACGUCCGACUACGACCCGACCAUCGAGGACAACUACAGCGUCACGCGCGUCAUCGACGGCGUCACGUACCACCUCUGCCUGACGGACACGGCGGGCCAGGAGGAGUACCGCGGCAUGUGGGCGUCGUCCAACCUCGGCGCCGACGCCUUCCUCAUGGUCUACGACAUCACGUCGCGCGACUCGCUCGACGCCCUGCAGCACUUUGACGAGCUCAUCGACAUGGAGGCCGAGGUGCGCCUGGACAACGCCGAGCGCGCCCGCGCCGCCGGCAUCUCCCCGGCCUACACCGGCUCCGGCGCCGGCGCCAGCACCGUCCCGCCCGUCAAGAUCGUCGCCGGCAACAAGUGCGACCUGCAGGAGAGCCGCGCCGUGCCCGCCGCCCAGGGGCUCGACUGGGCCCGCCGCCACGGCGCCGGCUUCAUGGAGACGAGCGCCCGCCUCGAGGUCAACAUCGAGGAGACGUUUGCCCUCAUCGUCAAGCGCGUCGUCGAGCGCCGCCGCCUCGCCGAGGAGGGCGUCCUCGACAACACCGAGAUGAGCGCCCGCGGCAUGACCAAGCCCCUCACACCAUUGCCCGGCGGCGAAGACGACGAGAAGCGCGGGCCGGGCGUCCGAGGACCCAUGAUCAACGGGGACAAGGUCGGCCGCGGGCAGGGCGGCUUCUGGAAGAAGCUGCGGUGUUGGUGA